Molecule: messenger RNA, 5344 nt
Organism: Gasterosteus aculeatus aculeatus (three-spined stickleback)
Lineage: Eukaryota; Metazoa; Chordata; Actinopteri; Perciformes; Gasterosteidae
Gene: atp8b5b
Product: ATPase phospholipid transporting 8B5b
Biological process (GO): Golgi organization; phospholipid translocation
Cellular component (GO): plasma membrane; trans-Golgi network
Molecular function (GO): ATP binding; ATP hydrolysis activity; ATPase-coupled intramembrane lipid carrier activity
Source: RefSeq, a predicted model, not a curated record
AAGAUCGCUGCACUGUUUGCUCAAACCCUGAGCUGUUAGGCCUAAUAGUUGGGGGGGGUGCUCUUCCUGCUUCAACCUGAAACCCUGUAGGCGCCUCUCUAUCAGCACCACGCUGCUUCACCUGUCGCCCAUCCUGCGCGUCUUUCAUCCCGCCAGAGGCCCCUAGUACAGUCGCUGGUGCCUGGAUGUCCAGACAGAGCACAGACUGUGAGGGGAGGUGGGCUGGAUUUACUUCACCAAAGGAAGGAUUGAUAUUUGUCUCUAUUUUGUCCCCUUAAGGCCCUCGUGUGCAGGACUGGGGACAGGACGUCGCUUCUGCUUCUUGUUUUGAGACUUAAUACAUGGACAUGGUGAGCUGAAGAUGGGGUCGGUAACAUCGUACUUUGGCCCCUUGUGUGGGGAAGAGCAAAAGAUAGAGGAGGAGAGACACUUUCGAGGGAAUGACCGACCUUUCAACCUGUCUUACCACUAUGCCGACAACGCCAUCACUACCUCCAAAUACAGCGUAUUCACCUUCCUGCCACUGAACCUCUUUGAGCAGUUCCGGAGGCUCGCCAACGCCUACUUCCUGUCCCUCAUGCUCCUCCAGCUCAUCCCGCAGAUCUCCUCUCUGUCCUGGUUCACCACGGCCGUCCCUCUCAUCCUCGUGCUGUCCAUAACAGCGGUGAAAGAUGCCAGCGAUGACAUAAACAGGCACAGAAGUGACAAGCAGGUGAAUAACCGCAUGGUGAACGUCCUCAUUGACGGAGAACUGAGGAGUGACAAAUGGAUGAAUGUUCAGGUCGGAGACAUAAUCAAGCUGGAGAAUAAUCAGUUUGUCACAGCGGACCUCAUGCUGCUCUCCAGCAGUGAGCCUCUCAACCUGGUCUACGUGGAAACGGCUGAAUUGGACGGGGAAACCAAUCUGAAGGUGAAACAGGCCCUGACCGUCACCGGAAAGAUGGGGGACAGCAUCCACGCACUGGCUGCCUUCAAGGGUGAAGUGCGGUGCGAGCCUCCCAACAACCGUCUGGACAAGUUCAGAGGAACGCUCUCCCUGGACGGACAAACCUACUCUUUGGACAACGACAAGGUGCUGCUCAGGGGAUGCACUGUGAGGAACACCGACUGGUGCUUCGGUCUGGUCAUCUUCGGAGGUCCCGACACCAAGUUGAUGCAGAACAGUGGAAAGACGACAUUCAAACGGACCAGCAUUGAUCACCUGAUGAACGUCCUGGUGUUGUGUAUCUUUGGCUUCCUGGCAUUUAUGUGCACUGUUCUGGCCAUCGGCAAUGGAAUCUGGGAGGUGAGGGAGGGCUCUGUGUUCACAAUCUUCCUCCCUCGUGAGCAAGGGGUAAAUGCCGCCCUCUCUUCCUUUCUUUCCUUCUGGUCCUACGUCAUCGUCCUCAACACUGUGGUGCCCAUUUCCCUUUACGUGAGUGUGGAGAUCAUCCGUCUUGGGAACAGCUUCUACAUAGACUGGGACAGGAAGAUGUAUUACCCCAAAAACGACACGCCUGCCCAGGCGAGGACCACCACACUCAACGAGGAGCUGGGCCAGAUCAAAUACAUCUUCAGCGACAAGACGGGCACCCUGACGCAGAACAUCAUGACUUUUAACAAGUGCUCCAUCAAUGGGAAAGCUUACGGGGAGCUGUUUGACUUCUCCGGACAAAGGGUAGAAAUAACAGAGAAAACUGAGAGAGUGGACUUCUCCUGGAACAAGCUGGCCGAUCCAAAGUUCUCGUUUCAUGACCACAGUCUGGGGGAAACGGUGAGAGGGGGAAACCUGGAGGCUCGGGCCUUCUUCCGCCUCCUCGCUCUGUGCCACACAGUCAUGCCCGAGGAAAAGAAAGAGGGCGAGCUCCACUAUCAGGCUCAGUCUCCUGACGAGGGCGCUCUGGUGACGGCAGCCAGAAACUUCGGUUUUGUGUUCCGCUCGCGCACACCGGAGAGCAUCACGGCCAUGGAGAUGGGCAUAAAAGUCGUCUAUGAACUGUUGGCCGUCCUUGACUUCAAUAAUGUACGCAAGAGGAUGUCGGUCAUAGUGCGUAGCCCCGAAGGCAAGCUGACUCUGUUCUGCAAAGGAGCUGACACCAUCAUCUAUGAAAGGCUGCACCCGUCCUGCAACAAACUCAAGGAAGUGACCACGAUACACCUCAACGAGUAUGCGGGAGACGGGCUCCGCACGCUGGUCCUGGCCUACAAGGACCUGGAUGAGGACUACAUGAAUGACUGGAAACGGCGCCACCAUGAGGCCAGCACCGCUAUGGGGGAUCGAGAGGAGAGGCUGGAGGAGCUUUAUGAGGAGAUAGAGAAAGACCUGAUGCUGUUGGGAGCGACAGCUGUGGAGGACAAGCUGCAGGACGGCGUGCCACAGACCAUAGAGCAGCUGGCUAAAGCUGACAUCAAGAUCUGGGUGUUAACUGGAGAUAAACAGGAGACGGCGGAGAACAUAGGCUAUUCCUGCAACAUGCUGAGAGAGGAGAUGAAGGAGAUCUUUGUUGUGGCUGCCAACACGGCCGAAGGAGUCAAAGAAGAGCUACAGAAGGCCAGGAGGACAAUGUGUCCCGAAGUAGCGGAGGAGCCGACUGUGAUCAAGGCUCGAGCCGGCCUGUUCUGGCUCCAGAAGACGGAGAGAGUGGAGGACGAGAAGGUUGAUGGAGACUACGGCCUAAUUAUAAAUGGCCACAGUCUGGCCUUUGGACUGGAGAAGGACUUGCAGCUGGAGCUGCUGAGAACAGCGUGCAUGUGUCAGACAGUGAUCUGCUGCCGCGUCACCCCUUUGCAGAAGGCCCAGGUGGUUCAGCUGGUCAAGAAAUACAAGCAAGCCGUCACUCUGGCCAUCGGCGAUGGCGCCAAUGACGUCAGCAUGAUCAAGGCUGCUCAUAUCGGUGUUGGUAUCAGCGGUCAGGAGGGCAUGCAGGCGGUCCUCUCCAGCGACUUCUCCUUUGCACAGUUCCGAUACCUUCAGCGCCUCCUGCUGGUGCACGGCCGCUGGUCCUACCUGCGCAUGUGCAAGUUCCUGGGAUAUUUCUUUUACAAGAACUUCACCUUCACCUUUGUGCAUUUCUGGUACGCCUUCUUCUGUGGCUUCUCCGCUCAGACUGUUUAUGACGAGUGGUUCAUCACCUUGUACAACAUGGUUUACACAGCACUUCCUGUCCUUGGCAUGAGCCUCUUUGACCAGGAUGUCAACGACCGCUGGAGUUUUCAGUAUCCUCAGCUGUACGCUCCGGGCCAGCUCAACCUGUACUUCAGCAAAAAAGCCUUCGUCCGCUGCAUGAUGCACAGCUGCUACAGCUCCCUCAUCCUCUUCUUCAUCCCGUGGGCCGCCAUGCACGAUACGGUGCGAGACGACGGCAAAGACAUUGCCGACUACCAGUCCUUCGCCCUGCUGGCGCAGACCUGUCUGCUUGUGGUGAUGAACAUUCAGUUGUGUCUGGACACCUAUUACUGGACGGCAGUGAACCAUUUUUUUGUGUGGGGCAGCCUGGCCGCUUACUUUGCCAUCACGUUAACCAUGUACAGCAACGGCAUGUUCCUCAUCUUCACCUCCUCUUUCCCCUUCAUUGGCACGGCGAGGAACUCCCUGAACCAGCCCAACGUUUGGCUCACCAUCUUCCUGACAUCCCUCCUCUGUAUUCUGCCUGUGGUGGCUUUCCGCUUCAUUCUCAUUCAGCUUCGGCCCACCAUCAACGACAAGGUGCGACAUACGGUGCGAAAGGAGGCGCUGCCGGCGCCGGCACCUCGCCGCCCGCCCGCCAGGCGCAUCAGCACGCGGCGCUCCGGCUAUGCCUUCUCGCACUCGCAGGGCUUCGGGGACCUGGUGACGUCUCGAAGGUUCCUGCUGAAGAUGCCGCUGAGGAGCCGACCGGUGGUGUUCACGCAGACGGACUCUGCCCUGGCUCAGAGUCAGCCGCAACACUACCGCACCAUCGCGGAGGAGCGGGAGGAGCCGCAGAGCCCCCAGGCCGUAGCGGCCGCCGCUGCACAGUGAGGCCGAAUCAACAGGCUGCAGGUUUUAUAUCGGAGAGAUGGGGCAGCGUUUACUGGCAAAUCUUAGUCUGAUAUGAAAUUGCACUUUCUUGUCUUGCUCUUCAGAGUUUGUAUCCCUAUGGUUGAAUUCACUUAUUGUAAGUCGCUUUGGAUAAAAGCGUCAGCUAAUUGACAUGUAGUAGUGUAAUGUAAUAUCCGUCCACGUGUGUUUGUUUUUUACUCCUGGAGGGAUAUCCCUGUGAAAAUGCCGAAGAUGAAAGCACACACGAUCUUGAAGGGCCUCAUAACGUACAUUUUGACACUUGAAACGCUCAGAUGCUUUUAAUUGCUUGGAUAACACAUUCGGAAUUUCCAAUAACAAAACCGUUUUUCGAGCUUUUCCAGUGUGGUUCAAUCCACCUUUAUUGGCAUGAUAUUUGCAUACAGGGAAUCAAUCUUUGAGUGAACUGUGGAAAAUUGUAGUCAGGUUUAUACACCAAAGACAAACACCCAAACUCACACAGUUAGUUUGUUUUAUUGUCUCUAGGAACAGGAGGAGACUGAUCAUAUCGACUUCUAACUUAGUGAAAUAACCAGAAACAUAAGCAACCUGGAGGGGUCAGACUUCUGAUGAGCUUUAGGAAAUGGCCAGAAACAUUACGUGCAGACUAAAAGAUGCUAAAAUCAGAAACUGCAAUGAGAUUAACUCUGUGUCAUGACCACAGAAGUGGUUGUUGUGAUUUUAUAGAAAGUGAACUUUCAACGAAUGUAAAAGGUUGCCGCUGGUAUCACCACACUGCCUGCAACACAAUGUUGCAUUUUGUACCUUUUUUAAUUGUAUGUUUGAAUUGUCAUUAUUCAGGGUGUCAUUCUUAGAAAGCAUAAAAUAAAUCCACAAUGAACCUUUUUUCACUAUGUUGUUUGUAUAAUUAUGCAUGAAGAUGGAUGUAAAACAGUGUUUUAUUAUUCCUCUGCAUUAAUAAUAUGUUAACAAUAUUCUUGUCACCUAUGCAGAGAUGUAUAACUGAAGAGAUUUUUUUAAGGAACAGCCUGCAGCCAAUUUGAAUGUAUAUUCAUUAUUGGUUGCAUUUCUUCCAGCCUGUAGAGAUUUGGAGGGCCAGCUUUUAUGUGAGCUUUUAUCAAUCAUAUUUCAGCCAUCAUGUCAUGCCUGGGUUGAAGAAACCUGCUCUCGGGCCUUCAAAAUCAACAGUGCCUGUAGCUCAAGGUAAACCAGUGUCGUUAACCAGUCAGAUUUGAAAAUGCAGCACAGAUUAUUCAUAAAAUCCCCUUUUUUCAGUCCAAGACCACAUUUAGCCAUUGUGUGUUCAUUGUGUUCUUAACCCUUUUUACAUGAUCAUCUGUAAAUAAAAAACAUUACUUGAUUGAC